Molecule: messenger RNA, 2375 nt
Organism: Lindgomyces ingoldianus
Lineage: Eukaryota; Fungi; Ascomycota; Dothideomycetes; Pleosporales; Lindgomycetaceae
Product: N-terminal nucleophile aminohydrolase
Exons: 4
Coding region: 309-2228 (639 amino acids)
Biological process (GO): protein maturation
Molecular function (GO): threonine-type endopeptidase activity
Source: RefSeq, a predicted model, not a curated record
UGACAAGUAUUCUCUUCUCCACUCCAGCUAUCCCGGACGCCCGCCCCACCUCUUCCACCGCCAUCUCUCCUGUUCCGAAGCAACACCAGAAACUCACCCCCCCAUCAUCACUCAAUUCUCGUCUUCUAGCCUACCAAACUUGAGGGUACCCCAAAUAGUCCCUUGCUGACAAAUAUUCUAAAAAUCAGCCGCCAGCAAACCCCAGAUUAUCUUCACUACUCAAGAGGUGGUAGAUCCCGUGAUUAAAGCUGGAUAAAUUCGGUCGAUUUCGGGACCUCCGCCGACGCUUCUCCCUCAAAGACAAGAGGAUGUCGGCCCUUCCAAAGCAGCUCGGAACUAUCGACGGUGCAACCCAGACGGAGCCGCUCACUCGCAAAGCAAGCCAAAGCCCCCCUCAAGACGAUGUAUGUUGUAUAUUUGUCCACGCUGGGGCCGGCUAUCACAGCAUUCAGAAUGAGAGGAUCCACCUUCAGGCAUGCAAUGAGGCUGCUGCUAUGGCCAUGAUGAUCCUUCGUAAUGGAGGUAGUGCAAUUGACGCGGUGGAAAUUGCCGUCAAAGUGCUAGAAGACCGAGAGAUCACGAAUGCCGGUUACGGAAGCAACCUCACCAUGGACGGCGUUGUGGAGUGCGAUGCAUGCAUUGUCGACCAUCAUGGCCGCAGUGGCGCUGUCGGCGCCGUAGCUCAAAUAAAAAAUCCAAUAUCAUUGGCGCGAUGUGUCCUCAGUCACUCGAUGCAGACUCUAACGCUUCGCCGCGUUCCGCCGAACCUGUUAGUGGCGCAAGGGGCGACAAACUUUGCCAUCGAAAUGGGCAUCCCCAUACUUCCCAUGGACGCAAAUAUCUCACCAGCAGCCAAAGAGAGAUGGAUCCGAUGGAGAGCGGAUCUCAAAGCAGCAGAGCGAAAGGCGAAGAAGCAGGGUGCUCAUACAUCCACAAUGAGGAUUUCGGUGAGGAUCCCGGAUGCCGGUGAAGAAGAGAGAGUCCGAGAAAAAAUGCGGGACCAGCACGCGCAAAACAUGCUCCAGCAGGGAGCUCUCAUGCAACAAUCAAUAUCUCCUCCUGACUCAGAUCAAGAUCCGCUCUUUUUCGCGACGAAAGAAAAUUCCACGAGCCCAUCAGGCCCGUCCGAACCUUUAUCUGACUCUUCAACAUCCUGGAACAGCGACGAAGCCAUGAACACUCCAGAUUCACCUACAUCUGAGCAAGUGCGGGGACAACCUAUGGCUCCUGCUCAUUCCAUAAUGGAAUCUUCUCGGAAUGCAUUCAUCAAUAGUACCCAACAAGUUCCGACAGUCAAGUCAUUACGAGACAUUACACCGCAACUUCUGGCAGAAGACUCUAUGAUGCAAGACACUGAAGACCCUCCAAGACACCGUGUUGGGCAUAUUUCAGCUCGUAGAUCGUUUGGUGAUGGUUCUUCAGAUGACUCUGAUUCCACAUCAAGCGCCAAAACAAUACAACCCUCACCUGAUUCACCACAUGCUGCGGCAAUGAAGAUGCCUUUACCAGAGACACCUUCGGAGAAGAACAUCGAGGACCCCACACCUAGAUGGCCAACUCCGUUGAAUCAUGUCCAUGAAACUGCACCAUUUCCACCAACUGCUGUCCCCUCUUCUUCACCCACGAAGGACCAGGAAGAUCACAUUACGGACACUGUUGGCGCCAUCGCAGUCGAUAGUUGGGGCAACAUCGCAUGUGGGGCUUCCUCUGGAGGGAUCGGAAUGAAACAUCGAGGGAGGGUCGGCCCAGCCGCUCUUAUCGGUAUCGGGACCGCUGUGAUUCCGGUUGACCAAGAUGAUCCAGAGAGAACAACCGUAGCUACAGUAACAAGUGGCACCGGUGAGCAUAUGGCAACUACAAUGGCCGCUACAGUAAGCGCCGAACGUCUAUACCAGAAUAUCAAAAGAACCAAAGGAGGGUUAUACCAAGACGUAACCGAGGACGAGGCCCUAAAGAACAUGAUUGAGAACGAAUUCAUGGGCCACCCCAGUGUUAAAAAUAGCAAUUCCGCUGGUGCGAUUGGAAUACUAGGUGUUAAGAAGACAGUUGAUGGCGUCUUUCUUUACUACGGCCAUAACACAGAUUCCUUCGCAAUGGCGUCCAUGCAUUCAGAUGAAUCGAAGCCAUGGUGUGCGAUGUCACGCAGCAGUGGUAACGGAAGCAUCGCCCAAGGCGGACGUAUGUUACGAUAUCGGCGGAGAAAGAAAACCACUGUCAUCUCACGAUAGUGCCGGGGUCUACAGGGGGUUUUAGGAAACCCCCGUUCUCCGUCCAGAGUUGUACCCACUACAACUUGGCUCGAUCGCACAAAUGCACGGCCUAGCCAUAUCUGAUCCGGGAUCUUGGAACUUGCAAAACAGUCAAUGAUUCUUUCC